Molecule: messenger RNA, 381 nt
Organism: Penicillium alfredii
Lineage: Eukaryota; Fungi; Ascomycota; Eurotiomycetes; Eurotiales; Aspergillaceae
Exons: 2
Coding region: 1-381 (126 amino acids)
Source: RefSeq, a predicted model, not a curated record
AUGCCGUCGCAUCCAUUGUCCCCGCAAGAGGUUCAGGCAGACACCACGUCAGUCACGAACGUCCGUGUUGUGGUGCACACCCUUGGUGCGGCUGGUCCAAACACCAGCGAUAAUCAUUGGUCAAUUUACUUGCUUCAUCCUGAUGGGGUGUCGUCAACUCGCAUCAACAUGAGGGCCGAGUUUGAUGAUCCGACAGGGAUCCUUGAGUGGACCAAACACGCCUACAUCCAAACUACAUCUGCGAUCAAGUUUUGGGACUUUCCAGUUGCGGCAGGAAUCAAUGUAUUAUACUUCGCACGUCUCAUCUAUACGCUUCGUCGUGAUAGAUAUGAAAUGUCCGGGGGGGGGGGUCGGGUUGCCGGUGGUGGGUAUUUGGCCUGA